This is a messenger RNA of Paramacrobiotus metropolitanus, 2386 nucleotides long. RefSeq lists its product as uncharacterized. The transcript has 2 exons. The record is from RefSeq and is a predicted model, not a curated record. Lineage: Eukaryota; Metazoa; Tardigrada; Eutardigrada; Parachela; Macrobiotidae. Gene Ontology annotation, molecular function: protein binding. The coding region runs from base 236 to 1855 and encodes 539 amino acids.
UCAUUUGCCAACCAAAUUUACAACCUAGUGUUCAAACUUCAAAUGGUUUGCCUUGGCUUGGCUGGCUUUAUAAUCUUCAAAAACCAUUUGACUGAAUAGAAUUAAUUCUGUUUGCUAGCUCGUGAAUGUGGCUGAUGCUAUAAUUUGCUGAGUGCAGGCCAGUAGAGCGAAAUAAAAGUACUCAUAGUCUUUGGUUGAUUUAGCUGGUUUUGUGGGAAAUUUUCUGCGGUGUAAAAUGCCUUUACUCUUCAAGACCUCGGGAGUUUAUGAAUGGAACAGCGUGGACGUCCAGGGACCCGCUGGUCUCCUGCAGCAUGGCAAAAUCAUCAAUGUUGUGGAUAACGGGCUCAUUGUGGAUUUCGGCUGCCGUGGACGGCGUUCGCAGCUUAUAGAGUACGACAAGGUUUUCGAAUGCCUUAAUUCAGCGGGUGAAACCUACGAGAGGGACGUCGAAGCUGAUUUGGAUACUAUUGAGGAGCUGAAAAAGUUAUUACGCAAGCGUGGUACAUCCCAGAUCCAAGUGUUAGCGCGAACCUCUCACGACGAACCAUGGACGUGGUACCCAGCGAAAUUCGCCGUUCGCCAUCUCUUCCAUGACAGCUACGUGGGCAUUACGGUGCAGUGUGGUUCGACGGUCUUCCAGGAGUUCCUUCAGGUCCAUCCAGUCCGCACCGUGCCGUCACCAGGGAACUUGCAGGAGCGAUGUAUUCGGGCAGGUCAGUUUUCUUUGCGAUCCUUCGCGUUGCCGGAGGAAUACUGGAACGCCAACGAAGAUCCCGCAACAACUGCUUUACUGAGUGUUCUACAGGAGAAAUCACCGUCAUGGCAUGUGUUUCCAGUCUGUCUGCUUGGUGAUGCGCUGCUAUAUUUGACGAAGUCGGAUUACGGAAUCCUAAAGCAGGAUGGUUGGGUGCAUUUAUUACAAGACGCGGAAUUGGAUAUCAAACGGCGCCUUUCUGAAGGCUGGACGUUCUUCGGCCUAAGUUGGUUUCCACCGGAUGACUACUCCGACGAAGAGCUGGAGGAUGUGGAGACAGAACAAGAUCCGACUGAUCAAGAAUCCCUGGAUACGUUACCCGUGGAGAUUCUCGAAGGCGUUUUCGAAUUUCUGGACAGCGUCGACCGCGUACUAUACCGACGUGUAUGCUCGCUCUGGAAUGAGGCACUCAGUCAGAAGAGAGCUUCGCGGGAUAUUUGGGUAUCUUAUGCGGUUUGUGGAGCAAGGCCAACUGCCAAGCAGACACCGGCCGUGAUUGGCGCAACUCUCUGGAAAUGCUUUACCGCGGCGACCCAACAGAUCACCAUAGCCAACGCCUACCAAUGCGACGAUGAAAUCGCGCUGGGAGACUGCUUGCGUUUCAUCCGCGCCAUCUGGGACUCGUUGCCGCACACGGCGGGACACAAGCUGCUGGUGGUGGUCGAUCGGUUCGUCUGGAAUAUGGCGCGGGAUUUCGGGUGGGAGAUAUCGAAUAUCGCCGAGCCUUGUGUCAAUGCUGCUUUUGCGAUUGAUCGGAUCAUCUGGAGGGACUGUAAAUUUUCACCACCCUUCCCAUAUAUGUGGGAAGACCGAAUACCGUUCUCUGGCGUCCUUGGUUUGAAACCAGACAAUCAGCGAAAGGGGUUACGCGAUCUGCUGGAGGAAAAUUUACCGGCUGUGCCAGUCAAUCUGGCGGCCCUGAAAGAGUGGAUACGGGAAUCAGCUCAGCAUGAGGAUCACGAAUCCAAAUGUUUGCAUAUUAUAGAGGUGCGUGAGUCAGCGUUAAAAUUCCCACUACGUUUUUCUACAAUCUCGACAAUUCUGUCAGACGAUAGGUUGACUAGUUUUCCUUUUUAUUUUUACAAACGAGAGCGUUGAUUGCCCUAGAUGUUUGUCCGUUACGGUAACCCCGCUCUUGUUGAUUUUGCUGGAUUUACAAUCUGGGAACGAGCAGCGGCAGUUCUUUUGGACACAAGAUGAACUGAGCAGUCUGGAUGUGUCCCAGCUCAACAAAUUAACUGUUAUUGCGCUGAAUCGGCUAAUGAUCGAAACCAAGCGCGGUGAGGAGCGUGCAGCGGAGUACAGCCAGAGGAAAAAGUUGAAAAUGCAAUGACUUAACUAAAUGCACUAAGCUAUCGCGUUUUCGUUGACUUUAGCGGUACUAUUGAUACUUGUAUUUUUCGAUUACUAGAAAAUAGUAAUUACCCAUUCUUUGCAUUUUAAAGCAGUUAUUAGGUAUUCUCAUGGCCUGCCUAAGUUUUCCUGGAGCGAAAUGUUGCUUUGCUUUUUUAACAUUAUUCUGUUCUUAACAGUGCGCAUUUGACUCGGUAUCUUUCUGAUGUUUAUCGCGAGUACCGCUCACUAGUUUAGUUUGUGUUUUGCCGCUAACCAGCCGUACGUCGUAGUUUG